Messenger RNA from Cucurbita moschata (crookneck pumpkin), 457 nucleotides. RefSeq names its product 50S ribosomal protein L33-like. Gene Ontology annotation, molecular function: structural constituent of ribosome. Gene Ontology annotation, biological process: translation. Bases 120 to 293 code for a protein of 57 amino acids. The record is from RefSeq and is a predicted model, not a curated record. The transcript is spliced from 2 exons. Gene Ontology annotation, cellular component: large ribosomal subunit; ribosome. Lineage: Eukaryota; Viridiplantae; Streptophyta; Magnoliopsida; Cucurbitales; Cucurbitaceae.
AUGUAAUUACUUCUUUUUUCCCGGCGCUUGGAUAAUUAAAUACAUACUCUGCUUCUGCUUGCACUUCCGUUCUAGGGUUCUUCACAGCUUCUUCACAGCUUCUUCGAACUGUAGUAGAAAUGGGUGACAAGAAAAAGAAAGCUACAAUGUUCAUACGACUCGUAUCAGCUGCUGGGACUGGAUUCUUCUACGUCAAACGAAAGCCAACCAAAAUAACAGAGAAGCUCGAGUUCCGAAAAUACGAUCCUCGGGUCAAUCGACAUGUCUUGUUUACAGAAGCGAAAAUGAAGUGAAAGGAGGGAGGAAGUAAAGACCAUCCUUGUAACUUGGACCUAUUCUUCUUCCAAAUGUUUAGACUCAUGUUUCACAUUGCUAGUCUCUCCUGUGGCUCAUCAAAGCAUGAUUUUUGUGCAUCAAAUUCUAUGGCUACGAAUCGUUUGCCCCUUGAUAUCUUCUA